AUGCCGAGAGAGACGAGUCCAGGCUUGAAGAUCCUCUGGCUAUGGACCAUUGGCACCGCCGGCAUUUUGGUUACGAGUGUGGUGAGGACCAGGCUAAAAGACAUGGAGCAGAUGAUGAACGCUGACCAACAGCAGGAGCAGCAUCAAGAGCAUCAAAGAAGUGUCAAUGAUCCAGUUUUACUAGAUUCUGACGAGGGAAUCAUUCGAGAAGUGAAAUCAUAG
Molecule: messenger RNA, 222 nt
Organism: Dovyalis caffra
Lineage: Eukaryota; Viridiplantae; Streptophyta; Magnoliopsida; Malpighiales; Salicaceae
Source: the annotation of a GenBank genome assembly